Messenger RNA from Spodoptera litura, 1505 nucleotides. RefSeq lists its product as uncharacterized. Lineage: Eukaryota; Metazoa; Arthropoda; Insecta; Lepidoptera; Noctuidae. The record is from RefSeq and is a predicted model, not a curated record.
CAGAGCUCGUCUCCCGAGCGGCCGCGUCCUUCUACCGAUAUUAAUUUUCUGAUUGGUUUAUUCAUUACGUCUUUAUAUUCCUAUUACUAAUUACUUUUUAAUUAUUAUAAUAUUUUAACUAUAAGUGCAGUGAGGCGACUGUGUGCAUAGUUUUUAGGUAACUUUUAUAUUGUAUCAACAUGAGUAUGAGUUACGGUGACAGCUCCGCGUGCUUGAGCGCCAUCGGGUCCGGGCACGCGCUGCUGGAGCCCGUGUGCCCCGGCUACUCCACCAGGACCAUGCGCCGCGCCUUCAUCGUGUGGCUGCACACUGGCCAGCAGAACGACUUCCAACAAGUCUGCAACUACUACCACCGGCUUGAACUUCUUGAGAGUAAGAUGCCAGAGGAGCAGCGUUCGAUAAGCAGGCUACACGAGUACACCCUGGUGGUGGACACUCCACCGUCCACAAUGUUCGUGAACAAGAACUUCCCGCAGCUGUACGCGCCGGGCAACGACGCCGAGCCGGACAAUCUAAAGAGGCUACUGCAGAUGAGAGCAGACGACUGUGUCUUUAACUACGACGGCUUCAACGCCAUGAGGAUAGAAGGAAACACUACAGGGUAUGACAUCUUCAAAGCCAGCAGCCUCGUCAGAAAGUACUGCAAAGAUUACUCCAAACACCUUACAGCAGUGUAUCCAGAAUUCCAAGACUUCGUUAGAAAAACUGGAAUGAUAAACUCUGUCUGCAACCUCGUCAUGUACAUCAGGAACAAAUAUCUUAAAGAUGAAAUGGUUCUUGCUCGGGCGAUGCCGAAGGAUUAUUCUUACUUGAAUAUUAAGGCUGGUCAGAUGCCCAUUGAGAAAAUGAGUUUCAGAAGGUUGAUCAGGGAGUGUAGGAAGCAGGAAAUGUUACUCUUCAGCUCUGAAUUCAACUCGCCGAAGAAGUCUGCCGUCAACCCGCAGGAUCUCCCCACGAGCGUGCGCUCCUUCAUUUACGGCAUAUAACAUGGAGUUUGGUAAUCUCAUUGUUCAUGCAAUUCUUUAGUUAUAAGUUUGUAAAGUCCUACUUCGUUAGGCGAGGGUAAUGGGAUAUUUUUAUUUUCUAACACAAUUUUAUAUCACUGCAGUACCUGAUUGAUUACUACUACCUACUUGUUGUACUUAUAAAAGCUAAUUAUGAAUAUCUAAUCAGGCACUAAAGUGGAAUUAAAUUGUUAAGCCAUUUUGUUUGGGAUAAUCAUUAGUUGUAAGAAAAGCAUUCACAUUUUUAUGGCCUAUGUCAUCAAAGUAGUACUUGUACACUAUUAUAUAGUUCCCCUAAUAUAUCUAAAUUAUUUAUUUUCUAGUAAACAAUAAUGUCUAUUACAUAAUAUACGAGUUCAUUAAGUAUGUAAUGUAUGUAUGUGCCUGUCAUGUGGCACUUCUUAUAAUAAAUCACAGAUGGCGCUGUUCAGUAAAUUAUACUGGGUACUAUUUUGAUUAUAAUAUUUUUAAGUUUAUAAAAGUUAUUAUAAAAGUUUAUUU